Messenger RNA from Solea solea (common sole), 3459 nucleotides. It is a transcript of the gene acp5b, whose product is annotated as acid phosphatase 5b, tartrate resistant. NCBI's taxonomy places the organism in Eukaryota, Metazoa, Chordata, Actinopteri, Pleuronectiformes, Soleidae. Bases 5 to 973 code for a protein of 322 amino acids. Gene Ontology annotation, biological process: bone resorption. The record is from RefSeq and is a predicted model, not a curated record. The transcript is spliced from 6 exons. Gene Ontology annotation, molecular function: ferric iron binding; acid phosphatase activity; ferrous iron binding.
UGUCAUGGACCUGCUGCUGAUGCUGCUGCUGCUGCUCGGUUGUUUUCCUCUGCUAACUCUACAGGAAGCUGCUCUGCGUUUCGCUGUGCUGGCUGACUGGGGGGGCCUCCCUCUCCCUCCUUACUACACUCCCCAUGAGAAGGCUGUUGCUGCAGAGCUGGACACACUGGCCCACACUGAAGGAGUGGACUUUGUCCUCAGUCUGGGAGAUCACUUCUACUUCAGUGGUGUGGACAAUGUGGAGGACGCUCGCUUUAAGCACACAUUUGAAAAGGUCUUUUUUCAGCCCUCUCUGCUGCACAUCCCGUGGUAUUUGGUCGGCGGAAACCACGACCACAAGGGAAACAUCUCAGCUCAGAUAGCUUACUCAAACAUUUCCCACCGAUGGAAUUACCCCGCUCUCUAUUACGACCUCCACUUCACUGUCCCACACACUAAUGUGUCAGUGAGUGUCCUGAUGAUCGAUACAGUGGUGCUCUGUGGAAACACCUACGACCAAAGCCAACCUUCUGGAGCAGAAGACCGACAAGCGGCAGACCAGCAGUGGAACUGGAUCAGGUCCAAACUAGCCAGCAGCAGCAGCAGGUCAGACUACGUGGUGGUGGCUGGUCACUAUCCUGUGUGGUCUAUUGGGAAUCAUGGACCAACGUCUUGUCUGGUGAAAAGACUGAGACCUCUGCUGAAGAAAUACAGAGUCACUGUGUACCUGAGUGGCCAUGACCACAAUCAACAGUUUAUCAGAGAGGAUGAUGGGAGCUCAUAUGUAGUGAGUGGGAGUGGCGUCGUCAGUGACACUGUCACCACUCACAGGGACAGUGUCCCUUCAUCCUGGCAGCUCUACUCCAGUCCUGUCAAUCACACAGUAGGAGCCGUGGCUUACGUCCGCGUCACUGAGCACAAGAUGACGGUCAAUUUCCUGCAGACAAAUGGGAAAUGUGCGUUCCUGGCAGAAAUACCAAAGAAUACGUUGUAACGCUGUAGUGAAGCACAGAGGGUGUGUAUUAUUGUGUACAGUAUGAGCUCAUCUUCACCGAUACAGAGCUGUCCUCAUAUGUGUCUAUGAUGUAGUCAAGGCUUUUCCUCAAGGCUCAGAUUUGGGACACAGGUGUGUGUAACAACAUCUACAGUUACACACACCUGUGUCCUCUGACUCACCAGAGGUUCCGUUUUGUCCUUUUAGAUAAAUAUCACUGAACAUCGAGCAAAGACAUGUGAAUUCACCUUCAGCUUUGUUUACAGGCUGAAGUCCUGAUUCUCUUCACAUGCAGAAUACAGCAAACAAUACAUGUCACAUGUAUUAUACUGUCAUUAUAGAGCAUCUGAUUUUAGAGACAGUGUUUAGCUCCGUAUAUGGUGUGUGUGUGUGUGUGUGUGUGUGUGUGUAUGUGUGUGUGUGUGUGUGUGUGUGUGUGUGUGUGUGACAGAACCAUUUGUCUCAAUCUCAAGACAUUUGUCUGUAACAGUCCAGUGUUUACUCUUUUUUAAGUAGUUCAUAAUGGAUGUGUUAUUAUGUGGACAGACAAAGUUUUAAUCUAAUCUAAGUGAUCUAAAAAUUAAAUAAAACUAGUUUACAAGUGAAUUUAAUCUCAACUGAUUUAUAUAAAACUACACUUUACAUAUUAUUUUAGAACUCUCCUGUGUGGCUGCUUGAGCUAAAACUUAAAAUUUAAAAGGUUUAUUGUAAGUCGCUUUGGAUAAAAGCGUCUGCUAAAUGACAUAUAAUGUAAUGUAAUGUAAUGUUUUGAUGAAAUAAAUUUAAAAUGCAUUUUCACUGUAUUUGUAACAAAUCAUCAAAACUUAUUGUGAACGCGUGUUUUCAAUUCACACUAUAAUAUUUUACUCAUAUUUCACAAAGUAUUUGUUCAUGAAUUGUUUUGUAAAUCCGUGAAAAUGUUUAUUUUGAAGUCGUAAAAUGAUCUACAACAAUCUGACGUAUAAAACAGCUAACAACAGCUCCAUAUACAAACAUGUUAAUCUCCAUUAGACACAAUAAAUUAAGCGUAAUGUACAAAAAUAAUAUAUACAGUACAACACCUUGCUUUCCCAUCGUUUGCAGCUUUCAGCAGUUUCUUAAAAAAACAAAUGCUCGUUGUGACAGUGAUUUCAAGUUAGAAGGGGAAAUGUAAUAAAUAAGAUCAAUGGGUAGUGUUUUCUACAGACAUUAAAUAACACGAGGAAUGGAAUAUACAGCUUCAGUAUGAUAACUGUGUACAGCAGGAGUGUUCACAUCUUUUCUAAUGUCUCUCUGACACAUAGAAUCAAACAUAUUCAGCGCCAGUUUCACAGAAACUAAAGGCAGAGAGGAUUUCCAGUGUUUGACAGCGGACAGUUGAACUCAACUGUCCGUUCAGGACCCGGGACUCAGGACCCAGGACUCAGGACUCGGUCCCAGUUUAGUCGUACCGCUCGUUCUUACAGUGACACACACACACAGGCUACACAUUCUGAAGUGGGACGCCUUCUUUCCCGCCCUUCAGAGCUUUCUUCCUGCGCUUGCAGCAAACCACGGUGACGGCCACGAUUAUCCCGAUCAGCAGCAGGAUGAGGAAGAUGGCCGCCGCGAUCACACUGACGGAAUAUACUGAGGGAGACAAAGUGACACAGAUAUUUACUUUACUUUACUCCACUCACAUGUAGAGCUCAAACAAUUAUUACAUUACAUUACAUUACAUUACAUUACAUUACAUGUCAUUUAGCAGACGCUUUUAUCCAAAGCGACUUACAAUGGAAUUGAGUACAAUCAGCCAGGGGUGGAGUCCAACUUGCGACCAUGAUGUCUUUCGCACACAGUGUACUGGUCUUAACCACUGAGCCACUGCAAUUAAUCGAUGAAUCGAUAUUGUUUAAGCUUCUUAAAUGUGAUAAUUUUCUUAAUUUCUUUGCUCUGGAUAAUAAAGAAAUCAUUAAAAGUGAAAAUCAUCGUUAGUUGCAGCUCUACUCACAUGCAAUCAAACGGACACCACAUGGUUAAGGGGACACAUUUUGUGUCUCAAGUGGUUCAAGGUGCGGCAGAGCACAGGUAUUAAAGCCUGGGUGUAAAUAUGUGGUGAAGACUAUUAGUUUUAUUUCCUUUCUUUUUCAAAAACCCGUCCCAGUGACCGAGAGAAUAACAUAAUGAAAGCAGGACUAAUAGAGGGUCAACACUGCUGUAAUUAUUCUAAUAUACAGAGUUAUGAAAAGGUAAAAAGAAUAUUCCAUAGGCUGUAAUAUUUAUCCUAUAAUACAACUUUAUUUUUCCUCACAGAAUUUCACUUUGAUUUGGAGCAUUAAGAUUUCUUUUUCUACUUUUCUAUACGUAAGUGACAGAAAGAGAAAGUGCUGAAUGUAGAUGAGCUGUAUGAAGGUGUGAAUGAAUGAAUGGAUGUGAACUACUGAAAUAUAGUGACUAUGUUAUAACGGUGUAUUUGUAUUUGAGACGUAUCGCGAUGAGACACAACAUUAAAGCAGAUAACCGGCUGA